AUGAAGUUUAACUUGUUCAGAAGGCCACAGGCCGUGGCGGCCGAGGAGCCCACCGGUGCCACCACCACCGUGACCAUGGCCCCCAGCCCGGCGGUUAUCUCCACCACCGCCCUGGACAUGUCUGGCUCCAACAACACAGAGAUCAGCAAGAAUGACAUGUUUGAGGAAAUCAAGAGUAAAUUCUUGAAUGAAAUUGAUAAAAUCCCAUUGCCUCCGUGGGCACUGAUUGCCAUCGCUGUGGUGGCCGCGUUGCUUCUCCUCACCUGCUGCUUCUGCAUAAUCAAAAAAUGCUGCUGCAAGAAGAAGAAGAACAAGAAAGGCAAGAAGGGAAAGGACGGCUUCAACAUGAAGAACAUGCAGGACGGCGAGAUACACCAGGACGAUGACGAUGACGAGGGUGAGACCGGAUUGACGGAGGAGGACAAAGAGGAAGAGGAGAAAGAACCAGAGAAACUGGGGAAGCUGCAGUACUCUAUAGAUUAUGACUUUGAGAACACAAAGGUCACGGUCGGCAUCCUCCAAGCUGCGGACCUCUUGUCCAUGGACUCGGGAGGAACCUCAGAUCCGUACGUUCGAGUCCUGCUCUUCCCCGACAAGACCAAAGUGCACAAGACCAAAGUGCACAAGAAGACGCUGAACCCCGUCUUCAAUGAGACGUUUGUAUUCAAGGUGCCCUACGAGGAACUCGGUGGGAAGACACUGACGCUGUCGGUUUUCGACUACGACCGAUUCUCCAAACAUGACGUCAUCGGGGAGGUGAAGAUUCCCAUGAACACCAUCGACCUUGGACGGCCGAUCGAGGAGUGGAAGGAUCUGGAGAGCGCCGACCAGGAGGAGCCUGAGAAACUCGGAGACAUCUGCAUCUCCCUGCGUUACGUCCCCACCGCAGGAAAACUCACCGUCUGCAUCCUGGAGGCAAAGAACCUGAAGAAGAUGGACGCCUGCGGAUUAUCUGAUCCUUAUGUGAAGAUCCAGCUGCUGCAGGGCGGUAAGCGUCUGAAGAAGAAGAAGACCACGGUGAAGAAGAACACCUUGAACCCGUAUUACAAUGAAUCCUUCAGCUUUGAAAUCCCUCUAGAACAGAUGCAGAAAAUCUUGGUGGCGGUCACGGUGUUCGAUUAUGACAAGAUCGGUAAGAACGACGCCAUCGGGAAGGUCUUCAUGGGCAGCAAGGCGACCAGCUUGGGCCUGAAGCACUGGUCCGACAUGCUGACCAACCCCCGCCGCCCCAUCGCCCAGUGGCACCCAUUGCAACCCGAGGAGGAUAUCGACGGUCAGCUGGCAUCUCUGGCGGCCAAGAAGUAA
This is a messenger RNA of Pleuronectes platessa (European plaice), 1305 nucleotides long. RefSeq names its product synaptotagmin-2 (gene syt2b). Gene Ontology annotation, cellular component: dense core granule; synaptic vesicle membrane; axon. The record is from RefSeq and is a predicted model, not a curated record. The transcript has 8 exons. NCBI's taxonomy places the organism in Eukaryota, Metazoa, Chordata, Actinopteri, Pleuronectiformes, Pleuronectidae. Gene Ontology annotation, molecular function: clathrin binding; phosphatidylserine binding; calcium-dependent phospholipid binding. Gene Ontology annotation, biological process: regulation of calcium ion-dependent exocytosis; regulation of dopamine secretion; calcium ion-regulated exocytosis of neurotransmitter. Bases 1 to 1305 code for a protein of 434 amino acids.